Messenger RNA from Oncorhynchus mykiss (rainbow trout), 893 nucleotides. Its product is annotated as claudin-like protein ZF-A89. Gene Ontology annotation, molecular function: structural molecule activity. The record is from RefSeq and is a predicted model, not a curated record. Lineage: Eukaryota; Metazoa; Chordata; Actinopteri; Salmoniformes; Salmonidae. Gene Ontology annotation, cellular component: membrane; bicellular tight junction.
CUUUACUAUUUCAGCAAGUGGUCCCCCCUGCGAAACACUGGUCCUUUAGGUUUUAUGUGAAUCUUGGCUGACUACAGAGAGAAAGUUAUGUCCUCCGCUGGUCUCCAGAUUCUGGGUAUCUUCCUGGCUAUUAUUGGUUGGUUAGGGGACAUUGUCAUCUGUGCGCUCCCCAUGUGGAAGGUGACGGCUUUCAUAGGCAACAACAUCGUGACUGCACAGACCUUCUGGGAAGGCCUAUGGAUGAACUGUGUGCAGCAGAGCACAGGCCAGAUGCAGUGUAAGGUUUAUGACUCCUUGCUAGCUCUCCCCCCGUACCUCCAGGCUGCCAGAGCUCUGGUGAUCAUCUCCAUCCUUGUGGCCGUGAUCGGUAUCCUACUCUCCGUGGCCGGGGGGAAGUGCACCAACUGCAUUGAGGACGAGGAGGCCAAGUCUAAGGUGGCCAUCACAUCCGGCGUGUUCUUCCUAGUCUCUGGCGCCCUCUGCCUGAUCCCCGUGUCCUGGUGCGCCAACACUGUUAUCAGGGACUUCUACAACCCGCUGCUCACUGACGUGCAGAGGAGAGAGCUGGGAGCUUCACUGUUCAUCGGCUGGGCCUCUGCUGGCCUAAUGCUCGUCGGGGGUGCGCUUCUCUGCUGCCAGUGCCCUCUGCGCGAAGAGAGGGGGUACUCUGCCAAAUAUUCCGCCCCCAAUGGAGGGGCCUACAUCUGACAAGAUGAACACUUGUUUUACAUGGCCGUGUUUAGUGCAGUACGAAUUAAGUUUUUUGAUUCACUUCAGUGCACCUGGACAUUUGUCAAAAGGCAAUUGUAAUCCAAUUUUGUAUCUACUGUUUUUAGCUAACUGUUUUUAUCUAACUGCUUUAAUAAAUAUUGUCAUUUGUUCUUGAAUUGUAA